AUGUCAUCCACUCCCCCUUCUACCUUACUCACACCUGGAAUGGCAAUGAUCAACUCUUCUUCGACAUCCUCUUCAUCCACAUCUUGCCCAACAAUAUGGACCUCACCUGACGACAUACUAACUGCCAACUUCAGCUGGACCACAUCACUCUCAUCAUUAGCGACAACGAUGACCACGGGAGGAUCGAAUAACUCAUCUCCAACUGAUUUCGCUUUCGAACCACCCACUUUACCCACCAGCAACACCUUCGAGAGCAAUACCAUCCCAUCAGCACCAUUCAAGCCUGAACCUGUGAAAAUCGAUUCGUUCAAUUCUAACGGGAGCGACAACAAUAGUCCUUUCACACCUUCCGGUGCACAAGUCAACAACGCCAACUCUUAUCCUUUUCCCGGAUCAUUCUCAUACAACGCUUCUACCGCUUCAUCCUUUUCCUCAGCUUCUGGUUCAGGCGCAGGUGGUUCAUUCUCAUCCGUAGACGCCUUACCUGCCAUUUCAAGGGAUUUCGUCAGACCCUCAACAUCCGAGACUCGUCGACCGGCUACUGCAGGAGGAGCAUUACAAAGUAGAAGUCCUUUCGCUGGAUUCAUGCCUGGAGGUUCAAGUGAAGAAGGUGGACAGAGAUUCCAAAGGAUAAAUCAACAAAGACCCACGUCCUCAGACGGAAAGAUGAGAUUGAACACUACGAUCGAAGAAGGUGGUGAAGGGUUGUUUACCAACCCAUUUGAAACUUCUAACAAAGAAUCCCAAGAUGCCGAAUCUAAGCAGGUACCCUCGCAAACACCCACUUCGGAUGGUACUGUAGAUCCUCAUUAUAUCCCUGCCAAUCGAAGAGCUUCCGAACCUCAAUUCAAUGUUCAGCAAAGCUGGGGUCAACAUUCCCCGCUCGCUCCACCGACUAGUAAUCCCACACCCGCUUCUCUAGGUCUCACUUCGGCUCCUGCACAUGUGCCUCAAGCUGGAUUUUUACAACAACAGCAAAUGCAAGGAUCUCAAGCACAAUAUAAUCGUCCAGCAUUCCAUGGUAGACCGCAGACUUCAGAUGGUCUACCGAGUUAUCCUCAUUUGACGGGCAACGUCCCUCUACCCAGUGCUCAGUCUAUAGCUCGUCAAAUACCUGGUAUAUCGACCGCUGCAGGAGGAUACUACCACUCACCUACACCAUCGUCAGCUAGAUCGUUUGACCAAGAUCCCAAGACUGGAUAUAUGCCAUUCAGAGAUGAUCGAUCUAAUUCACUCAAUGCCUUGCCGCCUCCAAUGGUCGGACCUCCCUCGUCAGCUUUCCCGGGUGAUAGAGCCUAUUCAAUUGACUCGGGUCUAGCCAGACCUGGCCAAGCACAAGCUAUCAGAUCAUCCUACAUGCCUCAAUCGACUGGUAAACCCGGUGAAAUGUCUUCCGAAUUGACGUUUGUUCAACUUGGUGGUCCGGCUCCCAAAAAGAGACCUAGAAGGAGAUACGAUGAGAUUGAAAGGCUGUACGCCUGUGGUUGGAAUGGCUGUGAAAAGUCUUAUGGAACUCUCAAUCAUUUGAACGCACAUGUCGCGAUGCAGAAACAUGGUGAAAAGAGAUUACCUUCUGAAUUCAAGGAGAUGCGAAAAGCUUGGCGAAAGAAGAAGAGAGAAGUAGCAGCGACCAAUGCAAAUGCGAUGUACGCUGCCAACGCUGCAGCAUGGCAGCAACGAGUAUCUGUCAGUUCGGCAUCUGGUACGGAAAGUGAUUGGGAUCGAAGGGAUUCAGCCGCGUCGAUGAUGUCUACUGGAUCAGAAUACGGUGGUCAUCGAUCAUCAUCUUCUUACCCUGUUGGAUAUGCACCUUGGACUGGCAACUCUGGACCCAUCGAUUCUCGACCUUCCACUUCUUCAUCUUCGAUCUCCUCAAUUGACGGAAGUGGUAGGAACUACUUUGCACCUCCUCCUGUGCCUGGUGUUCCUCAACCUGGAUACGGAAGCAUGGGAAUGGGAAUGGGUACGAUCAACCCUAUCAACUCUCGACGAAUAUCUGCGCCUCAAUAUCUCCCUGGAAUGCCCAUGCCCCACCUGGAAGGAUUCAGGAGUCUACAAGAUGAUCAUCCCACGCCCACUGCUCAGAACCCUUUCCCACAAAGUCAAAGACCAUCUGGAGGUUUUCCAUUCACCACAUUGACUUCGCCCAUGGCUGGGAAUGCCGGUGCGGGCGGUACGACCAUCACGGGAAGUAAUGGUGGGGAGGGGAGUUAUGCGGGUGGAAGUCAGUUUGCUUUCCAAAGGUGA
This is a messenger RNA of Kwoniella botswanensis, 2247 nucleotides long. RefSeq lists its product as uncharacterized. The transcript has 2 exons. NCBI's taxonomy places the organism in Eukaryota, Fungi, Basidiomycota, Tremellomycetes, Tremellales, Cryptococcaceae. The coding region runs from base 1 to 2247 and encodes 748 amino acids. Gene Ontology annotation, biological process: regulation of DNA-templated transcription. The record is from RefSeq and is a predicted model, not a curated record.